UUGGGAGGCGGGCAGAUGGGGCUGAGGGGCUGGUGGGGGGCAGCGUGGGGCUUGCGGGUGGCAAGCGGCGGCUGGUGGCCGGCGGCAGCGCCCGGUGAGGCGGGGAGCGGAGCGGCGUGGGCCUCUCCGGAGGCGGCCGGCUGGGGAGCCCCUUGUCCCGGAGCGGCGGGUGCCACCAGCCGCAGGCUGUGCGCCGGAGGAGCGCCGAGCCUGUCUUACCAACAGCUCAAGGACUUGAAGAAGACCAGCGUUCUCCACAUAGACGUGCGGGAGAGAUGGGAGAUCGAUAGAUCUGGGAAAAUCCCGGCGUCUAUCAACAUACCGCUGGGUGAAUUAGUGGAAGCUCUACAAAUGGACCCAACGGAGUUCAAGGAGCGGUACAAUCAAAAGAUGCCAUCCAAGUCGGACCCUGUGGUUUUCUCCUGUUUGGCAGGAACCAGAAGUAAACAAGCACUUGGGUUUGCCAUGUCUCUGGGUUUCAGCAGAGUUCAGCAAUAUGCAGGUGGCUUUGAGGACUGGAUAAAACAUGAACCUCCAGAGACAAAAUGAAGAUAACUCCCUUACUUCAUCAAGGCUUCAGGAUGGUUUGUAGGUUUUGGCAUUCAAGCUACAUGUAUUCCACUCCCAGAAUACAGCCCACUCUUCUUUUCUUGUGUAAAUGGACACUCAACUUCAAAUAGCCAUGCACGUUAGUUGCUUAGUUUAAAUUAUAUUUAAAGACUGUGACAUGAAUAAAGAACAUUGAAUUUGUUCAACCUUUACUUUGAGCUAUGUUUUUUGGUAAAAGUAUGUCAAGAAAAGAGCUAUUAUGUUUACUAAGAUUUUUGUAUGAUGUAGUUUAUGGCUGUUUAAACUAAUGAUGAUAGAAUAAAUAAGCUUAGCCUUCCCCACAUAACUCUGUUUGGUGGUUUGUUUAGAGUAGCUGAACUGCAGAUAUUCUAAUGGAACUGGGGUAACUUCCCUAAGCAUGGAUUUAUUAUACUUCAUGUGUAGCUGGAGUUCUAAAAUUGUUAUCAAGGAGUACAUGUAGAGUACAAAUGUUUAGGUUUGUAUUUACACAACUGUAAGGCCAAAACAGCACUACUGAUCAGAAAACACAAACGGAAACUGACCUGAUGCUAGAAUAUUUGUUGUUCAAAAUGUUGAUUCCUUAUUUAGAAGUGUGUUUAAUUUUUAUAUGCAGAUCUGUUUCUGAGCACAAAAUGCUGUAGCGUUCAGUCAACAACUUCUCUCAGCAGCUCAGUAUCAAGUGAGAACUUGACUGUAUUUGAAGUUAUUAAAGAGAGGUAAUAAUUUUAGGCUGGAAAAUUUAAGGAAUCCAAGGAAGUUACUAAACCCCUGUUCUUCUUUUAUGUACAUUAAUUUGCAUGUCUUAAACUUUGAAAAACAAACCAACCUAUCCCAUCCCCACCUGUAAAUAUGCAUAGUCAUCGUUGUAAGGCUUUUUUUGUUUGCUUGGUUGUUAUUUUCAAUGCUGUUAGCAUUUCAGGGGAACUAGCAAAGGUGAACUGCUUUGCCCUGUAGAAAAUUGAAGUCCUAGCACAGAAAUUCGGGACUCUGCAGGAUGUCUGGAAGAAGGAAUUAAAAUUUCUGGUCCUGCUCUAACCAGUAUUGCAGGCACGGUACACUUACCCUAUGGCUCUUCCAUUCUGACAGUGCAGUCUGUAUGGUGAGGAGAGGACCUAAAAAAUAAACCUUCUCAAGUUUAGAGAACAGAGAAGAAAAAGUAACUAAUCUUAAUAGAAUUUUAUUUGUAGUAGAUCCAGCAGUCUCUGCAGUAAUUUGUUUCCAGACAACUAGCUGGCCCAGCCAGCUGUGUUAGCUGUGCUGCUGGACAGCGUAUCUUACAGGGAUUUCUGUUCUCUCCAGUAAUAAUUAAAGACCAUGUAAUGUA
Molecule: messenger RNA, 1894 nt
Organism: Neopsephotus bourkii (Bourke's parrot)
Lineage: Eukaryota; Metazoa; Chordata; Aves; Psittaciformes; Psittacidae
Gene: TSTD3
Product: thiosulfate sulfurtransferase like domain containing 3
Cellular component (GO): mitochondrion
Molecular function (GO): thiosulfate-cyanide sulfurtransferase activity
Source: RefSeq, a predicted model, not a curated record